GACGACUACGAAAGGACAUACCCGGAGGAUCCGAUAUUUGAAGAAAUGGCUCCUUCUGCUAGGAUAUGGCGGGCAUACCUGGAUGAAUGUCAAAACUACGAUGCGGAAAUGAUAGAAGGCUGGAAAGACACUGUCGACGUCCUGCUAGUUUUUGCCGGUUUAUUCUCUGCGGUGGUAACGACAUUCGUGGUGCAAACGUUGCAAUCUUUGCAGCCUGACUUCAAUGAAGUAUCAGCGUUCCUGCUACUUGAACUCGUUAGCAUGCAACGGGCCCUUGCUAACGGCACUUCUCUGUCCGACGUUCCCUCUUCCCAGCUGACGCCUGACUCUAUCUUCACUCCUUCGUCUCUGAUCAUUUGGACGAACGGGCUUUGGUUCGUUAGCCUUUCACUCAGCUUGGCCGUCGCACUUGUAGCCGUCUUGACCAAACAAUGGAUACACCACUACAUGUCUGUACCAUCGGGGACCCCUCGGUACCGCAGCCGCAUUCGUCACUUCCGUUACAUGGGCUUGGAGAAAUGGAACGUGCCAGUUAUCGUUGGACUGCUUCCCUUGCUCAUGCACACGUCUUUGGCCCUCUUUUUCGUCGGCCUAGUGCUGUUCUUGAUCACCUUG
Desarmillaria tabescens is the source of this 615-nucleotide messenger RNA. RefSeq lists its product as uncharacterized. The annotation marks the transcript as partial. Lineage: Eukaryota; Fungi; Basidiomycota; Agaricomycetes; Agaricales; Physalacriaceae. The record is from RefSeq and is a predicted model, not a curated record. The transcript is spliced from 2 exons.